CAUCUUUCACCCAGCUGGGUUGCUGCUGUCGCCGCCUCCAGAUUCCGGAGGCGAAGCACGCUAAACCGAGGAACAUGGAAGUGGCUCUCGCUCCGCUCCGUGCCUGGGACGAUUUCUUUCCAGGCUCUGAUCGCUUCGCCCGGCCAGACUUCAGGGACAUUUCCAAAUGGAACAACCGUGUAGUGAGCAAUCUGCUCUAUUACCAGACCAACUACUUGGUGGUGGCUGCCAUGAUGAUUUCAGUCGUGGGGUUUCUGAGCCCCUUCAAUAUGAUCCUUGGAGGAAUCAUUGUGGUGCUGGUAUUCACAGGGUUCGUGUGGGCAGCACACAAUAAAGAUAUCCUUCGCCGGAUGAAGAAGCAGUACCCCACAGCUUUCGUGAUGGUGGUCAUGUUGGCCAGCUACUUCCUCAUAUCUAUGUUUGGGGGUGUCAUGGUCUUUGUGUUUGGCAUCACUUUUCCUUUGUUGUUGAUGUUCAUCCAUGCGUCCCUGAGACUUCGAAACCUCAAGAACAAGCUGGAAAAUAAGAUGGAGGGGAUAGGGUUGAAGAAGACGCCAAUGGGCAUUAUCCUGGAUGCUUUGGAACAGCAGGAAGAGAGCAUCACCAAAUUGGCUGACUACAUCAGCAAAGCCAGGGAGUAAACCCUCUAGCUUGGAGAGAGGGCCGCAGCAGGAAUCCAGUUGCACUUUCCCCUUCUGUCUGUGGUUUUGAAACAGAAGGUGCACAUCUUACCACCCAACUACCCAUGGCAUCGUGCAUGCGCAGACCCACCUGUUAAGAUCUCUGCUAUGACCAACCCACCAGAGGCUUCAGAAACUUCUAAAAUACAGACCCACACUCCCGUUAUAUCUGAAGUUUCCGGGUUGGACAACAACAGUACCAAUGUAGGGGAACAGUCGGUGUAGAAUCUGAGGCAACACUGAGAAGUGAAAAGUCAGUUAAAGUAGAGGAUGCCUUGUGUCCAUCUGUUUCUAACCCUGUCCGAUAGCUCCUCCAGAAUCCCCUACGACUAUGUGUUAGCUUCGUGGUAUUAUCUUUGUCGUUUUAAAAUCAGAGGUAAUUUCUAUCCCUUUGGCACCUGUUUGAUGUGCAGUGGAAACUGGAUCAGCCAGUUGUUUAUAUUUUGUUUACAAAUAUGAAAGUAGCUGUUUAGGACAAUGUUUUGUUAAAUUUUUGUAAAAUUUUUAAAAGGGUAGUAAUAUGCUUUCACCAGAAGGUAUUUCUUGCAAACUAAAUGUCAUCCUCCUGGGGUGGGGGAGGGGAAGGGGGUAGUUACAACUCUGUAACUUCUGUUAUUCUUGACUUGUUAAAAAACUAAAUAAAUAAAAACAGACUUGAGUUCUGUUCA
This is a messenger RNA of Phodopus roborovskii (desert hamster), 1348 nucleotides long. It is a transcript of the gene Arl6ip5, whose product is annotated as ADP ribosylation factor like GTPase 6 interacting protein 5. The coding region runs from base 75 to 641 and encodes 188 amino acids. The record is from RefSeq and is a predicted model, not a curated record. NCBI's taxonomy places the organism in Eukaryota, Metazoa, Chordata, Mammalia, Rodentia, Cricetidae. The transcript has 3 exons. Gene Ontology annotation, cellular component: membrane. Gene Ontology annotation, biological process: negative regulation of transport.